AUAUACUUUGCAGGGGCCCCCAUUCCAGAUCUUCUGAAUCAGACCUUCAGGGGAUAGAGCCCUGGACUCUGCAUUUUUACCGGUUACUGCCCAGAUACAGUGUUGGGAAGGUUGAGUCCCAUGGGAACUUUAACAGCGAGGCUCUUAGGAAAUAUUCAAAACCCAUCUUUUGACACCUGGUCUGUUUUAUUGUUCCCUUCCUAGACUAUAGACAGAGCUCUUGUCCCUGGCAAAGCGGAAGCGCAGUGACUCUGAGGAGAAGGAGCCACCUGUGAGUCAGCCUGCAGCCUCCUCAGACUCUGAGACGUCCGACAGUGAUGAUGAGGUAAGAAGUGGCCAGUGUUUUCAUCUUUUGGUAAUCUGCUCUACUUUCAACUUCCUGCAUCUGAUCUGCUCUGGGGUCAGGAAACCAGGGGACCCCAUAGAGUUUAGUGGACGUUCGGGAGUAAUAAAAAUAAAAAGAAAGGGAAGGCCAGAAAAAUAGAGAAGAAAGGAACCAUGAAGAAACAGACCAGUAAAACUGCUUCAUCAGGCAGUUCGGACAAAGACAGUUCAGCUGAGAGCUCAGCCCCGGAGGAAGGUGAAGUGUCUGAUUCUGACAGCAACAGCUCCUCCUCCAGUUCAGAUUCAGACUCUUCUUCAGAAGAUGAAGAAUUCCAUGAUGGCUAUGGAGAAGACCUCAUGGGAGAUGAGGAAGACAGGGCUCGUCUAGAACAGAUGACAGAGAAGGAAAGAGAGCAAGAACUGUUUAACCGCAUAGAGAAACGUGAGGUGUUGAAAAGAAGAUUUGAAAUCAAGAAAAAACUAAAAACAGCCAAAAAGAAAGAAAAGAAAGAAAAAAAGAAAAAGCAAGAAGAGGAGCAGGAAAAGAAAAAGCUGACACAGAUUCAAGAAUCUCAGGUAACAUCCCAUAACAAGGAACGGCGUUCCAAACGGGAUGAGAAACUAGAUAAGAAAUCUCAAGCCAUGGAGGAGCUAAAAGCAGAGAGAGAAAAACGGAAGAAUAGAACAGCUGAGCUCCUCGCCAAAAAACAGCCAUUAAAAACCAGUGAGGUGUACUCUGACGAUGAGGAGGAGGAAGAGGAUGACAAGUCCAGUGAAAAGUCAGACCGCUCAUCCCGAACAUCAUCAUCUGAUGAAGAAGAAGAGAAAGAAGAGAUCCCUCCAAAAUCACAACCAGUCUCUUUACCCGAAGAAUUAAAUCGGGUUCGAUUAUCACGGCAUAAGCUAGAACGUUGGUGUCAUAUGCCCUUCUUGGCUAAAACUGUCACCGGAUGUUUUGUACGGAUUGGCAUUGGAAACCACAACAGCAAACCAGUUUACCGGGUUGCUGAGAUCACGGGUGUUGUGGAAACCGCCAAGGUUUACCAGCUUGGUGGCACCAGAACAAACAAAGGGCUCCAGCUACGGCAUGGCAAUGACCAACGGGUAUUCCGCCUAGAAUUUGUCUCAAACCAAGAAUUCACUGAAAGUGAAUUUAUGAAGUGGAAAGAAGCGAUGUUCUCUGCCGGCAUGCAGUUGCCCACUCUAGAUGAAAUCAAUAAGAAAGAAUUAUCUAUUAAAGAAGCUCUUAAUUAUAAAUUCAAUGAUCAGGACAUUGAAGAGAUUGUAAAAGAGAAAGAAAGGUUCAGAAAAGCUCCACCCAACUAUGCUAUGAAGAAGACUCAGCUGCUAAAAGAAAAGGCUAUGGCUGAGGAGCUGGGGGAUCAGGACAAGGCCAAACAAAUCCAAGACCAGCUGAAUGAGCUGGAGGAGCGGGCAGAGGCCCUGGACCGUCAGCGGACCAAGAACAUAUCUGCUAUUAGUUACAUCAACCAGAGGAACCGGGAAUGGAACAUUGUGGAGUCUGAGAAGGCCCUAGUGGCUGAAAGUCACAACAUGAAAAACCAACAGAUGGAUCCCUUUACCAGGAGGCAGUGCAAACCUACCAUCGUUUCUAAUUCCAGAGACCCAGCUGUUCAAGCUGCCAUCUUGGCCCAGCUGAAUGCAAAAUACGGUUCUGGAGUGUUACCAGAUGCUCCAAAGGAAAUGAGCAAGGGUCAGGGAAAGGAUAAAGAUUUGAAUUCUAAGUCAGCCAGUGACCUCUCAGAAGACUUGUUCAAAGUACAUGAUUUUGAUGUGAAGAUUGAUUUACAAGUUCCCAGCUCAGAGUCAAAGGCUUUGGCCAUCACUUCCAAGGCUCCACCAGCCAAGGAUGGGGCUCCAAGGAGAUCUCUGAACUUGGAAGACUACAAAAAACGACGGGGGCUUAUUUGAGCACACCCAGCCUGCUGCUUCCGACCCUGCAUGCCCAUCACAGUGCCCCACCUUUCCUCUUCCUUUGAUUCGCCCUCUUUGGGCUGGAGCAGCAGUAGAAACUGGGAAGAGACUCUAUACUGCCAGUCAUCUGUAACAUAAACCAUUUGCUGUAUAGACCUCCCUUGUCUACACCAUCUCCCAUCAACCCCAUCCCCCCCAGGCCUCACCCAGUGUGGACCUGGGCUCUCUUGGGCUUUAUCCAUGUCUUUAGAUCUGUGUUUGCCUUUUUUUUUGAAACCAGCACAGUUCAUUGGCCACUCUGCACGCAUUCAGUAUUACCGUGGAGCUGGGAUUCUUGCUGGAGCCCCUGGUGGUGAUAGCAGCAGCACUGGGCAGUCUCCUCUCUGGACUGCCUUGGACCCAAACAUUGAACAUUUGAAACCUGGCCCUUGUGGAGAGAGUGGGUUCUGGGCACCUGCAGUCCUCCUUCCUCUCUCCUCAUCUUUCUCUUCUUCCCAUCCCUUUGGAAGAGGGGUUUUCAAAACCAAUUUAGUUUCCAA
Molossus molossus (Pallas's mastiff bat) is the source of this 2798-nucleotide messenger RNA. RefSeq names its product RTF1 homolog, Paf1/RNA polymerase II complex component (gene RTF1). Gene Ontology annotation, molecular function: DNA binding; RNA polymerase II C-terminal domain phosphoserine binding. The transcript has 20 exons. Gene Ontology annotation, cellular component: Cdc73/Paf1 complex. The record is from RefSeq and is a predicted model, not a curated record. Lineage: Eukaryota; Metazoa; Chordata; Mammalia; Chiroptera; Molossidae. The coding region runs from base 499 to 2256 and encodes 585 amino acids.